AUGUUUGGAAAGCAAGUUCGCUUUGCUACAGCAGUAUAUUCAGAUGACGAUGACUCGGUCACCAGUGCCACUUCUGAUAGUAGCUAUGUCAAUUCCUCUGACUCCCACAGAUCUACGUGUAGCAACUCUCCGGAGGUAGCAAAACACAAAUUCGAAGGGCCCCUCGCCUGGUGGAGUGGAUAUACCCCAUUGGACUCAUGGAUUCUGCCCAUACUUUUCCAGAUCCCGAGGUUUAAGGGCCUGAUCGGAGUGGAACCUUAUAUAAGGUUCAAACAAUAUAAAUUGGCUGAUGAGGUGCGGUUGAGCGAAGAGUGGACAAAUGAUCCCAUUGCAAACAGGGACAUAAGAUAUGACAUGUGCUUUUUCGGAGAAUUUGAUGAAGUUACAAGCAUGCUAGCUGAUAUCCAUGUCCUUGACAUGGCUCACGGUACUGCCAUUGCAGCAAAGGCCAUUUCACGAUCCCGGGGACUCACCAACUUGGACCGGUCACCUCUCGGUCGUAUACAGGUGAAUAGUGGUUCCAUAGAUGAAUGCAUGCAUGAAGAUAAGGGGCCGGAUAGAUCCGCGGAUGAUACCGCUGGAUCACUAACAAUGGACCCUUAUGAUUGUGGGUGGGAGGACGCACCGGCUGCAGAAGAUCUCAUCUCGAGCUUGUUCUCAGGAGAGCAAGCAGAUCCAUACGACUGCGGAUGGGAUGAUCACAUGGAAGUCAAUACACCGGGAGUGAAGGAAGACUUAAACAACUUUGAACGGGAGGAUGAGUCGAAGAAAGGUCUGGUACCGGGUCUGCCUAUGGUUGAGGAAGAAGAUGCGUACGACUGCGGAUGGGAGGAUGCUGUAGAUGCGCAACCCAUGGCCUCGUCGAUGACUCUCAGCCAUCAAGACGAUGCAUACGAUUGUGGAUGGGAGGAUCGACCGGAUGAUGGUGCGGUGCUCACAGACUUGGUUAUGACAGUUGAAUGCCCAGAAGAUCCAUACGACUGCGGAUGGGGGGAUCAGCAGGAUGAUGGUGCAGCAUUCAUCUCCAGUGUUGCAACAGAAGACCUGUAUGAUUGCGGAUGGGAGGAAGAAAAAGAUGCCGACAGUGCGUCCCCAAUUGCGAUUCCGGAGGACCCUUAUGACUGCGGAUGGGGAAGUGAUGCCGACAACCAGGAUAUUGCAUCACGACAUGACCCUCAAAACGGACAAAUUGGUCGCCGGACGAACAGUCCGACGCCGAUGGAUGGGCUCUAUAUAAUCGACUUGACAUCGUCUUCUGGAUCUCCCAAAUCAACAAGAGAAGCAAGAUAUGAGCCGAUGAGCAUAGAGAUACCAGAAGUAAUCGACCUCACGUCAGACACUGGAUCAUCUUCACACGGAGUGUCCCAACGGAACACAUUUCAGGAUGCCAGCUGGUCGAUGCACCGUGGCAUCCAGCGCCUGAACAGCAUUGGAACUGAUCAGCGAAAUGCAUCUACACAAAAUAUGGUCACGCAAAAUCCUGCUGGCAUGCCCGACUCACUUUCGGCAGCCACAUUGAGGGCGAACCAAAGGCUCAUAGGUGCAUACACAGAUGCGCGGGACAGAGUGACAGAGCUCGGUGAGGAUGUUGUUGCAAUCUACCGAUUGCUGGACAUCCACAGGCGCAUUAUGGAUCCGUUGGAUGCCAUGAUAACAAACCUUCAGGAAGGUAAUCAGUAG
This is a messenger RNA of Suillus discolor, 1680 nucleotides long. RefSeq lists its product as uncharacterized. The coding region runs from base 1 to 1680 and encodes 559 amino acids. The record is from RefSeq and is a predicted model, not a curated record. The transcript is spliced from 8 exons. Lineage: Eukaryota; Fungi; Basidiomycota; Agaricomycetes; Boletales; Suillaceae.